Rhagoletis zephyria (snowberry fruit fly) is the source of this 634-nucleotide messenger RNA. Its product is annotated as glutathione S-transferase E14-like. Lineage: Eukaryota; Metazoa; Arthropoda; Insecta; Diptera; Tephritidae. Gene Ontology annotation, biological process: glutathione metabolic process. The record is from RefSeq and is a predicted model, not a curated record. Gene Ontology annotation, molecular function: glutathione transferase activity.
UCCGGCAUUGUUCGUGGUGGCUUCAAAAGUGUUGAUUUACCGUUGCACGAACGUAAACUGCUGGAGGCCUAUACUAUGAUGGAGACAUAUCUGCGAAAGCACAAAUAUAUGGCCGCUGAUCAUUUGACUAUUGCUGACAUAUCCAUCGUAACCACAUUGAGUACGGUGAAUCUAAUGUUUCCGAUUGCCGCUGGCGCCACAGACAAAUGGCCUCUAUUGAAUCGUUGGUUCGCGCGCAUGCGAGCAUUGCCGGUAUAUCAUAUCAAUGAGACGGGUUUGGAAAAGCUACGCGUUGUCAUCGAGCGAAUUGGCAAAUUUAAAUUUCCAACAAGCGAAAUUGCGACACCACCCGAAGAGGAGCAGGAGUCCAAGGAGGAACCUAAGACAGAAGAAGCGAAUGUUGUGAACCAAGAAAAUGAUGAAGACAAUAGGCCAGAAAAUACUCCAAAUGUGGAUUAGUUUAAAUUCACUGAGAUUUACCGAAAUUUUGAAAUAUAUUUUCCUUACGGUUUUCAUAAAUUACAUAUGAAGGAACUGCUUAAAUUAUUUAAGUGAAAUGUAUUAAAGAUUGAUUUAAAUCGUUUUGGUAAGUAAUAGAGCAUAAAUUCGGAUUAAAGAGAACGAUUUUCAGAAA